Molecule: messenger RNA, 4113 nt
Organism: Penicillium brasilianum
Lineage: Eukaryota; Fungi; Ascomycota; Eurotiomycetes; Eurotiales; Aspergillaceae
Source: the annotation of a GenBank genome assembly
AUGGGUCUCAAAAUUAAAAUCCCAGGCCACGAUGAUGCUUCUGUUCAAAAUGAUAAUGCAGCUGGGCUGGCACCCGGCUGGAAAUGCCUCUUUAGUUUCACGACCCGGCGACACUUACCAACGCUCAUCAUAGGGACCGUCCUUGCCUUGCUCGCGGGAUGUGUGACGCCUGCACUGGCCAUCUUUCUAGGAAAUGUCUUCGAUUCGUUUACAUCAUUCGGGGCUGGUCAGAUUGCCAUCGAUGGGCUUCGCAGCAAGAUUGUUGCGGGUUGUUUUGGUAUGCUCGGGCUAGGAGCCGCUGGCUGGUUUCUUAAUAGCGCAUACUUUGCGGUGUUUGUCGCAUUCGGAGAGCUACAGGCUUCGAGCAUUCGCAGCAGGGCUUUUACUGAACUUAUACAACGAGAUGUCGAAUGGUUCGAGGCUCAACAAGAAGGAUCGGGGGCUUUCUUGUCGGGAGUACAAGCUCAUAUCCACGAGCUUCAAAUGGCCACAUCCCAACCUCUUGGGCUGCUUCUGCAGUAUCUCUGUCGAUCUUUAGCUUCCCUGGGAGUAGGGUUCUAUACUUCGUGGAGUCUUUCCCUCGUGACACUAGCCGGAAUACCUAUUUUUUCCACCGUCAUUGUCUUCUUAUCCACAAUGAUGAAACCCAGCAUCAAAGCACAGCAAGAGGAGCUAACUCAGGCUUCCAAAGUUGCGAGCAAUGCCAUCAAUUCUAUCGACGCUGUCAAAUGUUUGAACGGCCAGCGGAUAGAAUUGUGGAGCUUCUCAAGUCGGAUUGAGCAAUCCGCUCUCCACUACCUUCGACAAGCAAGGCUCAAUUCUUUGCAAAUCUCGUUCGUUCGGUGGAUGAUGUUCGGCAUGUUCGUUCAAGGGUUUUGGUACGGAAGCUCCCUUGCUAGAAACGGCAAGAUCACAUCUGGCGAAGUUCUGAGAACAUUUUGGGCAUGUUUAACUGCAGCUCAGUCUAUCGAGCAAGUACUGCCACAAAUGAUCGUCUUGGAGAAAGGAAAGGUUGCAAGUGCCAUGCUCAAGUCGAUCAUGCGCCAACCAGCACAGGAAAGGGUUGUGAGCGAGACUAAAGGAGCCCUGUAUCCUGAACACUGCGAGGGUGAUAUCGAGUUGAACCAUGUAUCGUUCGCAUACCCCAGUCAGCCCGACCGUGUCGUUCUCACUCCAUCGACAUUUUUCUUCCCCGCUGGUGAGACGACCUUCGUCAUUGGCAAGAGUGGCUCUGGAAAAACCACACUCGGUCAGCUGUUGAUGCGUCUUUAUAAUCCUACCUCUGGAGAAAUCCUGAUUGACGGGAACCCAAUCGGAGCACUCAAUAUCAACUGGGUCAGGAACAAUAUUACACUGGUGGAACAACGAAGUGUGCUGUUCAAUGACUCCGUGCUGAAGAAUAUCGUACUCGGUCGUCAGGACUACGAGACCGUGUCAAAAGAAGACGUUCAAAAUUCGAUCGAGGUCGCAAUGUUAGAAAGCGUUAUUGCGAGUCUUCCCAAUGGACUUGACACUUGUGUUGGUCCGGGUGGAGAUCACUUGAGUGGCGGUCAGAAACAACGAGUUGCCAUCGCCAGAGCGAGAUUACGCGACACGCCAAUUCUGAUCCUGGAUGAGCCCACCAGUGCUUUGGAUCCUGCAAAUCGAGUGGCAGUUAUGAAUGCGAUCCGUGAGUGGCGGAGCGGAAAGACAACCAUCAUUAUCACUCACGACAUGUCCCACAUCGCCGACCGUGACUUUGUGUAUAUUCUUGAAAAUGGCACAAUUGUGCAGAGUGGGUACCGCGAUUCCGUGGAGAAGCAGCCUGGGAGCGAGAAAUACUUUCGCCCCAUGAGGAAGGAAGGCCAGGAUAAUGGCAGCCUGCAAAAAAACUUAGGAGAAAGGGCAUAUUAUGGCCUUUCUUGGAAUGAACUUUCUCGUCACAGCCUGAAUUUUGAGCCCGUGAGGCCUCCCAGUGCACGCUUAAAUCCAAGCGAAUUGUUGGUUCAACAUCACGCUCGCUCCAGUUCCUGGUCAAGCAUACGAAGUUCAGCUUUGAGGAGAGAUGAAGCUCUUGCCGUCGAUGACACUUUGCUGAACAUAUCGUACGAUCUCAGCAAACGCGGGUCAUUAGUGGGUAUUCCUAGAAGGGAGAUGUCGCCAGUAAGACCAGCCUCUUACUACUCAAGACCAAUGGAAGGAUUCGAAAUGAUUCAAAUCGACCGGAGCUUCCUAGAUGACCCUUCAAGCCACACAUUGUCUGACCACUCAAGUCAUAAUCCUGAUUCAAAGCAUUUGAGACUAAUUCAAACAAACAAGAACGCAAAGUCACGGAAGGGACACGAUGGAAAGGGCACGGCCUCACUAUCUCACAUCAUGGGUACCAUUGUGCCUACCUUGACCCCGAAACAACGUGUGAUCCUCUUCCUAGGAGUCCUCUCGGCUCUGGCUCAUGCCAGUGCGACGCCAGUCUUUUCCUACUGUCUGUCUCAACUUCUCAGCACCUUCUAUGCCGGUACCAACAGCGCCAAGCUAACGAUGACAUGGUCGCUGGCUGUACUUGGAGUAUCCAUUGGAGAUGGCCUGGCUUCUUUUUUCAUGCAUUACUUUCUCGAAUUCUGUGGCGAGGCAUGGAUGGACGCACUCCGAAAGAAAGCGUUCGAGAGAGUACUCGACCAGCCUCGGGCUUGGUUUGAGCAAGAGGAAAACAGCUCUUUCAGACUCACGGCGUAUCUAGAUCAGAAUGGUGAGGACAUGCGAAACCUGCUUGGUCGCUUUGCUGGAUUCGUGAUCGUUGCUGCUUCGAUCACCGUGAUGGCGAUUAUCUGGAGCUUGAUUGUCUGCUGGAAGUUAACCUUGGUGGCCCUUGCUUGUGGGCCUCUUAUUUAUGCGAUUACUCGAGGGUUUGAAGGGGUCAAUGGGAUUUGGGAACAUCGGUGCAGCGAAGCCAGCGCGGUUGCCACGGACAUCUUUACGGAAGCUUUUGCAGAGAUUCGCACCGUCAGGACUUUGACGAUGGAGGGUUACUUUCACAACAAGCAGGCGGACGCUAUCUCGAAAUGUCUGGCAAUUGGGUUGAAACGUGCCAUUUACACUGGUCUGCUCUUCGGCAUGCUGGAGUCGACGGUCAUGUUUGCGAGUGCCUUGAUAUUUUACUAUGGUGCUGUGCUCGUGGCAUCCGAGUUUACCGUCAAUGAUGUGAUGAUGGUGUUCUCGCUACUUCUUUUUAGCAUCGGAUAUGCUGCUCAAAUUCUAUCAUGGAUCCCUCACAUGAACACCUCCCGCGAGGUCGCUACCCAACUUCUUCGGCUUGCAAAUCUUCCAGAAGCCAGUUCCCAUGAACAUCGAGGCGACCUAAAACUUUCCAGACUCACUCCGAUUCAGAUUUCCAAUCUGGACUUCAGGUACCCUUCAAGACCCGAUACCAAGGUCUUGCAGAAUAUUUCUUUCAAAAUCGCCCCGAAUUCAUGCACCGCAAUUGUCGGCCGCUCCGGCUCAGGCAAGUCAACCAUCGCUUCGUUAUUACUGGCGUUAUACGAAGCGCCCGUGUCCAGAGAAGGCAAUCCUACCGUGAGAUUCGGGGGAGCAGACAUAUCACGCUUACACAUUCCAACUCUAAGAUCACAGAUCUCAAUCGUGUCACAGCAGCCAAUCAUCUUCCCCGGAACGAUCUACGCCAACAUCAGCUACGGACUGGCAGACUGGGCGUCCAUACACAGCGUACGUGUUGCCGCGGAGGCUGCUGGCAUCGACGAUUUCAUCCUCUCUCUUCCAAGUGGAUAUCGCACUAUGAUCGGUGACGGUGGCAUUGGACUAUCGGGGGGCCAGAAGCAGCGAUUAGUGAUUGCUCGCGCUUUGUUUUGUGAGCCUCAAGUCCUCAUCUUGGACGAGGCAACUUCCAGUCUUGAUCCUGCGGGCGGGGAGAUUGUCCGUCAAACGGUGCAAAAGCUCGUAGCCACCCGCAAAGACCUCACUGUGAUCAUUAUCACCCAUGCGAAGGAGAUGAUUGAAAUUGCAGAUCAUGUCGUCGUUCUUGAUCAAGGGAUUGUCGUGGAAGAUGGGUCGUACCGAGAUCUUUCGCAGCGAGUGGGUGGGAGAUUAUACACGUUGAUGAAUCACCCUGAGCAAGCAUAG